UGUGUGUGUGUGUGGUGUGUGCGCGUUUGUAUGUGUGUAGCGGAACAUGUACUGUGGCUGAUCGCAUUGUUAGACAAAAUCAGAAAAACUGUUUGCAAAAGUGGCAUACAACAUUAAAUAAGAAGCAAAAAAUAAAAAUGGUGCGUUGCGGAGUGGAGAAUUGUCCAAAUAACUCGCACAAUAAUAAGGAUGCAUCAUUCUUCUCUUUGCCAAAACACCAUGAAACGCUCUUGAAGUGGUUAGAAUUCGUAUCGAAUGUUAGGUUGGAUAAUUUCGCUAAGUUUCGAAUAUGUAAUCUGCAUUUUGAAGACACAUGUUUCCGGAAAAAAUAUCCUAGGCCACUAUUACUAAUGGGCAGUAUUCCAACAUUAAAAUCCUUCACAGGUCAUGCCAAUGAAAAAAUCAAUAAAUCGAAGCCGACAAAUGAAAGUUCAACUUCAUCGCCAACGGAUGCAGUCGAUUCAACUUCAUCGCCAACGGAUGCAGUCGAUUCAACUUCAUCGCCAACGGAUGCAGUCGAUUCAACUUCAUCGCCAACGGAUGCAGUCGACUCAACUUUAUCGCCAACAGAUGCAGCCGACACAAUUUCAUCGAUUGAUAUGAAUCAAGUUAUCACCGAUUCAAUCGAAAAAUCUGAAUCAUUAUAUGAUCAUGAAGAUAACUCAGAGGAAUCAAAAAGAGCUCGCUUUCAAAUUGACAUUGAUGUGCCGUCAACAUGUAAAGUAGUAGUUUAUGGUAAGCAAAAGUCUGUACUCAUUAAAUGGUUUUAAUUAGUAAAUAGGCUUGUUAUCAUAUUACGAUAAUAAAGGCCUUCUUAUUUCUUGACUGCAGAUCGUAGAAUAUGCAACAAUCUACAUGUUGAUAUUUAUGUCUUAGAUCGCAAUUAAGUUUUUAAUUAAUUAAGAUGAGUGAUGAAAGAAUUGUAUAUACAUUUUUACAAGUGAUUGGGUGCUUUUCAUUUAGUGACACAAAUCGACACAAACGUAUUUGUCUUUCUUACUCAUUGAAUACUAAAAAAAGAAUAGAAUAAUACUUAUAUAUCAAUUUGUAUCGAUUUGUGUCAUUAAAUGGAAAACUCAUCAUAAUUAC
Solenopsis invicta (red fire ant) is the source of this 1089-nucleotide messenger RNA. Its product is annotated as THAP domain-containing protein 1-like. NCBI's taxonomy places the organism in Eukaryota, Metazoa, Arthropoda, Insecta, Hymenoptera, Formicidae. The transcript has 4 exons. Gene Ontology annotation, molecular function: sequence-specific DNA binding. The record is from RefSeq and is a predicted model, not a curated record. Bases 138 to 770 code for a protein of 210 amino acids.